AUGGCAUCGCUCAUUGAGAGACUCGAUGUCUUGAUUGAGGAUGCUCGACACGCAGCCCACAUUCGGGACUACAUCGCACUCUGUACAGAGGAAACUCUGUUGCGAUUGUUGACUGAUAAUAGACCUAUCUCGCAAAAGCUGCUUGAAGUUGCUCGUGCCGUAAAUCCAUUCCUCGGGUCACAAAGGGCUGAUGUGGAAAGACUGGAGGCAGCCUCUACCUCAGGAGACGACAACAACCUGCCUAUUCCUUUUAGACCGUCUGAUACGUGUCUGAUUGACGAGCCCGAGAAGGACCUCUUGGUCUUGUUGUGGUACUGCGAUGGUGCUGUUCUCGAGGGGUCCAUGGAGGAGGCGUUAGCUCAGCUGUUGAAAAUGGCAGCAAAGUACGGCACUAUCAAGGACCUAGAUCUUCGCAAAGAAUCUCUUUCUGAAACCGAGAUCAACAUUCACUGGAUCUUGUUCUACUUGGAGCAUCAGAUCUCGCUGACCAUAGCCGCCGGUGGAAACCCGCGCGAGUCUGGAGCCAAGCUCGACUUUGAGAGGAGCAUUCGAAUGAGUCGAUUGUUGACGAUUUGUGAGAUGCUGCUCUCCGAGGGAAGAUUGGACCAAAUCUGCUUUCUGUUGAUACCUUUGCGGCAGUGCAUCGCAAGCCAGGACAAGCCUUGGUGGCGGUCCAGGACAAGACGACUACUCAAAGGCAUGAAGAAGACGCGGGCCGGUAGGCAGAAGUGGCAUAUACAGCUUGCGGAUGAACAGCUGCUUUGUAUCAAGGGCCUGGAUACUGAUACUGGAAAGUCGUGGGCUUGGCGUGGCUCUUUCACGAUCCGGCCCGAGACAGUUGAGAUGGGGAAGAUGAAGGGCGAUUGA
Molecule: messenger RNA, 867 nt
Organism: Colletotrichum fioriniae
Lineage: Eukaryota; Fungi; Ascomycota; Sordariomycetes; Glomerellales; Glomerellaceae
Source: RefSeq, a predicted model, not a curated record